AGGUUAAACACUUCCCCUGAUUAAGGGGAAAAAAAUUAAGAACGAAAUGAAACUUCCAGUCAUGACCUUUGACACUGACUGACAGUGAAACCUUGUUUGAAACGUAAUAAUAGCAAUAAAAGCCUUGUUCGGGGAAGAUUCAUUUUUAUAAAAUGGAAGCCCAAAACAAAGUGUCAAUCUACAGAGCAAAAGGAAUGUAACUGUCAACAAAGCUUUAUCAACAAUAACAAAUUAACAACAAUUUAUUAAUUGACCUCCACCGCUUAUCAACUAAUCUACUAGCAUCCGUAGCACUGCGUCAUCUAUCACGCUUCUAUCAACAAAACGGACUUAACCCUUGUACGAGCGAUAUGCAUUAUCAUUACUGUUCAUUUAUCUACCCACGAUUAAGCACAGAUCCGUUUCCUUGACUGCUUUUAAUUAAAAAAAAAAAAAUGAUGGAAAAAAGUGUGUUGCGUUAUUUGAAUCCUUUUACCGUAGUGCGAGAGUAUGUGAGGACUCCGAUCGAAGCGUUUAUUGUAAACCAAUAUUUGGGAUAUAGAAAAAAGACUGAUGAAAGUAUAACAAGUGUUAAAGAGUUAAUGUACAGAGUCGCGAUCGUGAUAUUGUUUAUUACUGCUAUAGUGUGGAUCUCAAUUUUUAUGUAUGUGGGCUUCUAUAAUAUUUACAUGCCAAAUGUUACUCAUGUGCGGCCCGUCCAUUUUCAGUUUAAGCCAUGCGAGGACAAGUCAGGCAUAUGCUCGUACCCAUAUGCGUACGUACAGCUGACGAAGCAGAACAACAUACUCAUGCCGAAACAGCCGUACCGGAUCAAACUGGUACUUGAGAUGCCCGAGUCUCAGGUUAACAAGGACUUAGGUAUGUUUAUGGUGUGCGUCCAAAUGCGAGCCAAAGGCGGUUACCUGGUGUCCUCAUCUUGCAGAUCUGCUAUGCUACGAUACAGGUCAUUGCUACACCACUUGAUGAGGACAUUCGUUUUCUCUCCGUUCUACCUCGGCGGAGUUGAUGAAGAGAAACAGCAACUUAAAGUGGAACUCUUCAGCGACUUCGAAGAUGAUCCGGAGAAGCCGGCGACCGACGCCUACGUGGAGCUGCAGUCCCGCUUCGCGCAGGUGUACUCCAGCGAGCUGCACGUGCAGGCUCACUUCACGGGGCUGCGCUACCUCAUGUUCCACUGGCCCAAGAUAUCUGCCUUCUUUGGUAUCUGCACAAACCUGUUCUUCGUGUCGCUGGUGUUCAUCCUCAGCUGGUACCACUUACAAGAUGGACUGCCUGAAUUUAUUAAAAAUAAAUUUCGUUCAGAAAUAAAGACUGAAGAGGAUGACAAAGCUUUCAUUGGCAAAGUCAAGUUGGAGAGAGAAGAUUCUUCUUCAUUCUUCGAAGAGGAUGCCCUUCUAAAGGAAUUCCAACAGAUCGAAUCGAAAGAGGAAACUAAGAAGACUUAAAUGUGAUUUAUAUAGAGAAAUAUUUAUGAUGGCAACACUCGUAUGUAUGGGAUAUGGAUGAAUUUAUAAUAUUAUUAGAAAGCGAUUUACUUAAUUAAUUAUUUAUAUACACUGAAAACAGUAACAAUCACAAUGCAACAAAAAUUAAUGACUUACAAACUGAUUUUUCAAAGCAUUUAUAAAAGUUUUUGGCGCAAAUGACAGUGUAGUAAAAAUAUGUACUUAUAUCACAGGAUAAUUAAUCUUCUCAAAAAAUCAAAAAUUACAUCAUUUUAAUGUAUGAGAGAUGUAUGAGACUUGCCUGGUGUUAUUAGGUUUUCCGCAUAGGAAACUCUUUGUAGUAUUCGGUCGGUCUAGGUUCGAUACCAGUGCGGUAAAAUGUGUCUUACAUUCCGAAUGUAACAUAACAUUGGAUUAAUACCGUUAAAGAGAUAAUUUAUUUCCAAUCUACCACUUUUUUAACAGCUUUUUUAAAGAUGACUGGUAUUUUAAUUCGUAUUAAAUUAUUAAAUUUAAUUUGAAGCUUAUUAUAACGAAAUCAAGAUGUAUUAAAAUGCUCAAAGUAGUAGCAAAACGCAUAUCGAUGUAAAACAAGACUUAUGUGAUAGACAUAAAGUCCAUAUUUGAAUGUAUGUAUGUAGUUUUAUGAAUAAUAUUUUUAUGAGCUUUUUGAUAUACACUUCGAAAUAUAUGCACAGACUCACUCACAACUUUAUUGUAACAGUUGCAAACAAUUUCUGUAUUUAAAUAGUUAUCGCGAGAAAUUCACACUACUUAGAGAAAUGUGUUCAGAAACCAAGCGAAAUGAAAUUAUUUAUUCUGUAAGAAGGAUAAAUCAUCACUUUUACAUCGAUAGCAAACAAAUGAAAAUACAUAUUCGGGCUAACAGUUCUUAAGAAGUAUGUUCAAAUCUUUGCAUUUCUGCAUUCAUCAUGUAAAUGACAUAUACUUCUGUACGAUUAUUAGAAAGAGGUAAUAUUCUGAGGCCGUAGGGAAUAAUAAUAAGCUCGGGGAAUACUGAACCGAUUUUGAAAAAACAUUAACCAAUAAAAAGUCACUUUAAAUGAGUUUCAUAGCUUCAAAAGCUAUACAUGAACGCGGGUCAGCUAGGUUUAUUUUCAACAUACAGACAUGUUUGGUAAAUCUAAAAAAUCGUUAGUGCCUUUAUAACAUUCAUGCAUUGAAAAGCUUUUGGUGUUGUAUUAACUCAAUAAAUGAAAAUAUAAAUACAAAUUAUAUUGAUUUGGCUCUCUACAUGAUUAAAAUAUAUAUUUGUGAAUCCAAAUGUCUCAUCUGUAAUGACAUCCAGGGAUAUUAAUUAUUAUCGAAUAAAUGAGGAAUACUUAAAUAUUAUAAAAUAACUGAAUUUGUUUAAGCAGACGCUUAAUGGUGAAUAACUACUGUUCAACUUAAGAUAGGUGGCAAAUUGUAUGUGUUAUUACCUUGGUAAACAAAAUUAAAAAUGGAGGACGUACAAAUUUUUGCUUUUGCAAUACCGUUAAGAAUUAAUGAACUUUUUUACGCAAAAUUUUCUGCUAAUUUAUAUUAUUAUGAAGUUGCCAUAUUUUUUUUAUCCUUUUUAUUUUGUACCAGAGAAAGGGAUAUCAAAAAAACGCUAGAUUUAUACGUCAAUUAAAGAUUUGCACACUAUCUAAAGUGUCGGUGUUACGUGCGUUGUUAAACGGUGUUUAGUAAAUCAUAAAUAUGUGUUGGUAGAUAGAGCUAUAUAAAUGUGAGCUAUAUCGGAGAUAUUAUAAUGUGAUAAAUAUUUUUUACUUUGGAGUUAGAUAAAUAAAUAUUGAUGUUGUA
Messenger RNA from Trichoplusia ni (cabbage looper), 3254 nucleotides. RefSeq names its product seipin (gene Seipin). Gene Ontology annotation, cellular component: endoplasmic reticulum membrane. The record is from RefSeq and is a predicted model, not a curated record. The transcript has 8 exons. NCBI's taxonomy places the organism in Eukaryota, Metazoa, Arthropoda, Insecta, Lepidoptera, Noctuidae. Bases 435 to 1445 code for a protein of 336 amino acids. Gene Ontology annotation, biological process: lipid storage; lipid droplet organization.